Molecule: messenger RNA, 538 nt
Organism: Colletotrichum godetiae
Lineage: Eukaryota; Fungi; Ascomycota; Sordariomycetes; Glomerellales; Glomerellaceae
Exons: 2
Coding region: 21-353 (110 amino acids)
Source: RefSeq, a predicted model, not a curated record
CCUUCAUCAUUCAGCACAUCAUGAAUAGAAUCGCCCUCAGACAAACCAAGCUUUUCGCUGCAUCAGCAUCCAGAGUCAGAGGCAUGUCGUCCCAAAACCCCAUCCAUAACGCCGCCGAGGCCGCCGGCCAAAAGAAAGACACCAGUCCCUCCAAGCCUAGCGUGAUCUCUUCCGAGGGCGCGAUUGGCAAGCAGUUCAACCCUGAUGGUAACAUCGGCCAGAUCGGGGAAGCUGUCGGCGGUCCUUUUUCGAAGGACGGCACCAUUGGAAGUCAGUUUGAUGCGAGCAAGGGAGGCAUUGCAGGCACGGUGGAAAAGGCUGUGGAUGGCCCCCGCAACCCAGCCAAGAAAUAACAUCAACUUAAUGUAGUUGAUUGAUAAUAAUUUAUUGGUGUAUAGUAAAUCAAGCAUCUACCUUGAUAUUAACAAAUACAACUUGCCCAAGCAUUCUCCAGUGAAUGUGGCCACUUCUAUAAGGAGUCAUGUUAUUGUUGCCAUGCGCUGCUAGGUAGCAGAAGCACGUACCCAAGCAGACCCAC